Cylicostephanus goldi is the source of this 399-nucleotide messenger RNA. Lineage: Eukaryota; Metazoa; Nematoda; Chromadorea; Rhabditida; Strongylidae. The record is from the annotation of a GenBank genome assembly.
AUGUUCUUCCAUCCAUUCUUCCUCUUCGUCUUUUUAACUUUUACACAAAACAUCUGUUUCCAGCUGGCAGCUCUGGAGUUGAUCGAACUGUCUCUAGACGAGGAUACCGACCUCGGAGAGUGCCCUGGAUGCAAUCAAGCUGUUGAGAUCAAUCAAUCCAACGAGUAUGGCUGCGUUCAUUGCAAAUGUGGAGUGGUUUGGUGUUCAGAAUGCAAGAAAGAACCGCACUGGCCGAUGUCGUGUGAUACCGCUUCCGAAUGGGCAAAGCGUUGGCUUCAACAAGGUUUCAAUUCAGAUGCUUUAAGAAAAUUAGUGUUGACACCCAUGAUCUCGAUCGAUCUCAGCGUCUUAGAGAAGUCACUUGCAGAUGCCGUGGCCCUCCUAUUCUGGUUCGAUUAA